CUUUGGCCAAACAUUCACUUUUGGGGAUCUCUCAAGCAAAACUCAACCGACUUCCAGAGAUACAACUUUUGGACCUUUUUCUUUCUUUUUUUUUUGGGACAACUUUGCAAGAAGCUUUUCUGAGGAGACAUGGUGUCAGCUGGCUUCCAGAUGCUGGGCACUGCCCUGUGCAUUAUUGGCUGGAUUGGGACCAUCGUUGUCUGCGCCCUACCCCAGUGGAAAGUGACGGCCUUUAUUGGUCAGAGCAUUGUCACUGCUCAAACCACUUGGGAGGGCAUAUGGAUGACCUGUGUGGUCCAGAGCACAGGCCAGAUGCAGUGCAAGGUUUACGACUCCAUGCUGGCUCUGUCAAAUGACCUCCAGGCUGCCCGCGCCCUCAUCAUCAUCUCCAUCCUGGUUGGCAUCGUGGCUCUGCUCCUGUCCAUCGCAGGGGGUAAAUGCACCAACUGCGUGGAGGAUGAGGGCUCCAAAGCCAAAAUCGGCGUGGCGUCUGGUGUGCUCUUCAUCAUCGCUGGUGUUAUGUGCCUCAUCCCUGUGUGCUGGACGGCAAACACCGUCAUAAAUAACUUCUACAACCCGUUGACGAUGGGCUCUCAGAAGAGGGAGCUUGGAGCUGCACUCUUCAUCGGCUGGGGGGCCGCAGGCCUCCUCAUCCUGGGUGGUGGAUUCCUCUGUGCCAACUGCCCUCCCAAGGAUAACUACUCUGCCAAGUAUUCAGCUGCCCGUUCAACUGGACCCAAGGACUACGUCUGAGGAGAGAAGAGACAAAUGAGAAGGCCAAUAGACUUGAAAAAAGACUUGAAUCAAAUAAGCAUCAGUGAUUUUUGGUUUGGUACUUUCACGUUGAGUUACAGCACCUCAGGAUUUGUUUCAUCAGUGGGAAGAUAAAGAGGUGUGCACCACACCCAGACAGCUGUUUAUGUGGACUGAGAGAAAUGCUUCAUCAGUGGGAGUGAAAAAAAGAUGCAUAUUAUACAUAUCGAACGUGUGACUUUGUGUUGAUUGAAUCUGUAUUACUUUUCCUUUGUUUUCAUCCAUUUGUACCCUUUUACAUUUCAUUUCAUUGUUCAAACUUGAAUGUCUGAAACUGUAAAUAAAGUUUU
Messenger RNA from Larimichthys crocea (large yellow croaker), 1103 nucleotides. RefSeq names its product claudin a (gene cldna). Gene Ontology annotation, cellular component: bicellular tight junction; membrane. Gene Ontology annotation, molecular function: structural molecule activity. The transcript has a single exon. NCBI's taxonomy places the organism in Eukaryota, Metazoa, Chordata, Actinopteri, Sciaenidae. Bases 130 to 753 code for a protein of 207 amino acids. The record is from RefSeq and is a predicted model, not a curated record.